GGAAGUGACGUCUGCUUCCUCUUUCCUUUCACGCUGCCUCCAGUAGCGUGGUGUGCUGCGGAUUCCCCUCUCUUGGGUACGAGACAUUUGAGAGCUUAUUACCGAUGCCUGGGAAACUCAAAACCGAAGCAAUGGACAGUGAAGUAGGCAAGAAGAAGAAAGUCUCUGAAACCACCAUAUCCAAGAAACAAAAGAGAAAGAUGCAGAAUGGGGAAACAGAAGGGCUUGAUUUGGAGCAAGAAGCUGAAUUGCUGGAAAAUGGCGAGAUUAAUAACAAUCAGACACCAAAACAGAAGAAGAAAAAGAAGCUUGUUGAAAAAGAAAGCCCUUCUGAAACCGCAGAAGUAUGUCAUACGGAGCAGGAAGAUCUUGAUGCUCUGACACCAAAGAAGGUUAAAAAGAAAAAGCAAAAAGAGGGCAAAGCAGAAUCUACAACACAGCCGGAAGCAAACACCCCUGAGUUGGAAAUAGAUGUCGAGACGAGUAACAAGAAACCUAAGGCUAAAAAGAAGAAAAUGGCUAACACUGACAAAGAUGAUGUUGCGGAGCCUGCUGAUAGUAAGGAGCCAUCAUCCAAGAAAAGGAAGACAGAAUUGGUUCCUACAACCCCUGAGUGCAACGGAAACGAGCCUGACCAAGAACCUAAAUCAGAUGAUGAGGAAACUAACCUGGAGAAGAUGCAAGGUGCAUUCUCUAACUUCCCCAUUGGCGAGGACACCAUUGCGAAUUUGAAAGCUAAAGGAGUCACAUACUUGUUCCCUAUUCAAGCCAAGACAUUCCACACUGUUUACAGUGGCAAAGAUGUGGUCGUCCAGGCCCGCACCGGUACCGGAAAAACAUUUUGUUUUGGAAUUCCAUUAGUUGAAAAGUUAAAGAGCAAGGAACCGCUGGUCAGAGGAAGAACACCUAAGGUAAUUAUCCUCACUCCCACCAGGGAGCUAGCCAUCCAGAUCACAAAUGAAAUCCACUGCAUCACUAAAAAGUUGAAGGUCUGCUGUUUCUACGGAGGAACACCUUAUCAACAACAAGUAUUUGCAAUUAAAGAUGGAAUUGAUAUCUUGGUUGGUACACCUGGGCGCGUACGAGAUCUUAUCCAGAACUAUCGACUGGACCUAACCGCUCUAAAGCAUGUGGUGCUAGACGAAGUCGACAUGAUGUUUGACAUGGGAUUUUCUGAACAAGUAGAGGAAAUAUUGUCCGCAAGAUACACAAAAGAUCCCGCCGAAAAUCCUCAGACCCUGCUCUUCUCAGCUACUUGUCCUGACUGGAUGUACAACGUAGCCAAAAAAUAUAUGCAAAAGGAAUAUGAAAAGAUUGACCUCAUUGGACACAGGAGUCAAAAGGCUGCCAUCACUGUUGAGCAUUUGGCUAUUGAAUGUACAAGAUCCCAAAAGGCGCACAUUCUAGGCGAUAUCAUUCAAGUCUACAGUGGAAACCAAGGGAAAACCAUUGUGUUUUGUGAUUCUAAGAUAGAGGCUCAGGAGUUGUCAACAAACUGCAGCUCAUUAAAGCAGAAUUCCAAACCUUUGCAUGGGGACCUCCAGCAGAAAGAACGCGAAGUUGUCUUGAAAGGCUUUAGACAGGGAUCCUUUCAGGUCCUUAUAGCUACCAACGUGGCUGCUCGAGGCUUGGACAUUCCAGAGGUUGAUUUAGUAAUCCUGUAUUCCGCACCAAAGGAAGCAGAUGCUUAUGUUCAUCGUUCAGGAAGAACUGGAAGGGCUGGCCGCACAGGAAUCUGUAUAUCCCUUUACGAACCCAGAGAAAACUAUUGUCUGCGCAAUGUGGAGAGGAGUACGGGAAUUAAAUUUAAACAUGUAGGCAUUCCUUCCUUACUAAAUGUUGCAAAGUCAUCAAGUGAAGAUGCAAUAAGAUCCUUGGAAUCUGUUCCAGCAGAUGUAAUUGAGCACUUUAAAGGAUAUGCCGAGGAGUUGAUUGAGAAGAAAGGAGCUCUGAAUGCUCUGGCGGCAGCACUGGCUCAUAUAUCAGGAGCAUCAUCUAUCACACAGCGGUCUCUUCUCAACAUGGAACCGGGCUUUAUAACGGUGAUAUUACAGAGCUCCGUAGCCAUUCAUACUGUGAGCUACGCCUGGAGAUGUAUUAAAGAACAAAUGGGAGAAGAAAUUGAUUCUAAAAUUCAUAGAAUGUGCAUGAUGAAAGAUUCUAUGGGCGUGUGUUUUGAUGUCCGAGCCGAUACCCUUAAAGAAAUGCAGGAAAAGUGGCAAGACUCCAGACGGUGGCAGUUUUCAGUUGCAACAGAACUGCCUGCAUUACAGCCGUCAAGGGCAGAUAUGAGCGGACCAAGAAAUAGAAGCUUCGGCGGUCGAGGAGGCAGGGGAGGAAGACAAAAUGACAGAAGAAACUCAUCUGGGAGAGGCAGAGACCGAGGCCGCGGAAGAAGUUCUGGUGGAGGAUUUAGAAGGGGUAGAUAAAGGAAAAGAAAAAAAAAGAAAAAACUCCACAAACAACUUUUCUAUAUUGACAUUUUCAGGAUCCCUGAGUUAUAUUGCAACCUCUGACUGUUAUUAAAGUAUUUCAUAUAUAUAUUUUUAUGCAGUUUCUGACACUUGGAUUGUACAUCACCACAGUGUUUGUAUGCUUCAAGCUGUGUACCAAGCCCUCAAUAAAAAAAAAAAACUAAAAAAA
Molecule: messenger RNA, 2643 nt
Organism: Spea bombifrons (plains spadefoot toad)
Lineage: Eukaryota; Metazoa; Chordata; Amphibia; Anura; Pelobatidae
Gene: DDX21
Product: DExD-box helicase 21
Exons: 17
Coding region: 105-2429 (774 amino acids)
Molecular function (GO): RNA binding; helicase activity; ATP binding
Source: RefSeq, a predicted model, not a curated record